Messenger RNA from Drosophila serrata, 856 nucleotides. RefSeq names its product poly-glutamine tract binding protein 1 (gene PQBP1). NCBI's taxonomy places the organism in Eukaryota, Metazoa, Arthropoda, Insecta, Diptera, Drosophilidae. Gene Ontology annotation, molecular function: protein binding. The record is from RefSeq and is a predicted model, not a curated record.
UUGGUAUAUUCGAAUAAGUAAACCCAUGGUCAUAUUGAUUUAAAAUUAUUUUCAGAAGAACGUAAACAAUUUAAGAAAAGUUAAUAAAAUGAGCUUACCGGCAGCACUUUUGCAGCGUUUGAAGAAGAGGGGACUGGUAUCAAAACAAACAGGAACCACACCGAUAUCAGAGGCUAUAGAAGAAAUUAUAGCUGAAAACUAUGACGAUGAUGAUAAGGGCGCCCCGUACACACCAUACAAGGAGGAGCCGGAGCCCAAGCGCAAGAGUGUCGAGGAACAGUUCUGGUCGCACCGCAUCAAGGAAAGGAUUGGCGUAAACGAGUCACACCACGGUUACAAGCUGUGCCCUAACAAGUACAACAUCUGGCACAAGUGCUCGCUCUACUGUGUCAACAAAUUCAACAGCACCCCGCACUCCUCGCAACCGAGUCAGGAGUAUCUCAAGCGCUACAAGAGAUUGCUGAGAAAGUAUCCCCUGGAGGCUGGUUGGAAGGACAUUUACGAUAAGGGCUGCAAAGCGUACUAUUUCUAUAACUCAACUACGCAGAAAGUCUCGUGGCUGCCACCAUCCCAUCCAAAGGCCCGCGUGACACACAGUGCAGCCGUCUUCCGCCGGCAACUGGCCAACUCCAACGACGAGUUUAACUUUGACUCCAACAAUUUGCCCAUCUUGCCAAAGUCUUCUGGUAACGGUGGUGGCUCCAAUGAACCAAAUGAACCUGAUAAUGCUUAUACUUCAUCUUAUGUCCCUGCCAAGAAGCAAAAAUCCAGAGACUUGGAUCGAAAACUGCAUCGGCGGCGACGUAAUGAUAAUUAGAAUUGUAGCUCUUAAUUUUUUAAGAGUCAAAAUAAAUGA